AUGCUCUCCAUCUUCACUAUUCUCCUUCUUAUCAUUGGAAUCACUACAUCGGCUCCAUCGCCAAGCCAAACGGAGCUCAAGAGAAUAUUUAGAGGUACCAGACGCCAGACGACGAGACACGCUGCGUCUCUAACCUUCGAAACUUCAACUGGUUAUAUCUCGGGUUCUAGAACAGCUAGAAACUAUAUUAUUGCACCUACUGAGAGCUCAGAAACCGCAAAAAAAUCAACUUAA
Molecule: messenger RNA, 234 nt
Organism: Caenorhabditis briggsae
Lineage: Eukaryota; Metazoa; Nematoda; Chromadorea; Rhabditida; Rhabditidae
Exons: 2
Coding region: 1-234 (77 amino acids)
Source: RefSeq, a predicted model, not a curated record